Messenger RNA from Caenorhabditis briggsae, 384 nucleotides. It is a transcript of the gene Cbr-dlc-6, whose product is annotated as Protein CBR-DLC-6. NCBI's taxonomy places the organism in Eukaryota, Metazoa, Nematoda, Chromadorea, Rhabditida, Rhabditidae. Gene Ontology annotation, cellular component: dynein complex. The record is from RefSeq and is a predicted model, not a curated record. The transcript has 2 exons. Bases 1 to 384 code for a protein of 127 amino acids. Gene Ontology annotation, biological process: microtubule-based process.
AUGCCUGCAUCAUUUUCACCGGAUUCUUCCUCCAAAUCGUCUUCUACGAGUUCAGAAGAUCCACGAGUGAAGCCACGACAUUUAGAGAUACGUAUUCUGUACAAUGACUAUGAUUCUAACUGGCAGAAGAAAGUCGUAUUGCUGGCAAAAGAUGCGAUUCAGACUGUGAUGGAGAAGGGAGUGGAGACGGAAGAAGCGUACUACCAGAAGGUAGCAGCAUUAUUGAAGGAAAUGUUAGGAGCCACUUCAGAAGAGGAGAAGACAAAAAAGUGGAAUAUCAUUGUGGGAAACGACUUCAACGUUCAUGCUGAAGCUGUGAAGGAUACGAUCUUGUUUUUCGCAGUUGGAGAUGUCAAAUUUGUGAUUUAUCGAACUUUAAACUGA